Messenger RNA from Balaenoptera ricei (Rice's whale), 1405 nucleotides. RefSeq names its product leucine rich single-pass membrane protein 2 (gene LSMEM2). The transcript is spliced from 4 exons. Bases 226 to 702 code for a protein of 158 amino acids. Lineage: Eukaryota; Metazoa; Chordata; Mammalia; Artiodactyla; Balaenopteridae. The record is from RefSeq and is a predicted model, not a curated record.
CUGGCCAGUUAAGCUCUUCCUUAAGGGAGGGCACUGGGAUUGGGGGCCGGCAGUGGUUUUGCAAAGCAUUUGGGCACAUGACCCAGGGACUGGGAGUGGAUAGGCUUCUGGCCUCCAGUGUGGGCCUGUGUGGCCCCAACUGGCUAAAGGUUGGGGUCCCUUGGCCUGGCCAGACUGACUUCUAGUUAAAGACUUUGGUGGCCACUUUCCUAAUUGACUCACUGCAUGCAAGAAGUAUGGAAGCUCAGAGGGGCCAGAGCAGGGACCUGGGAAGCUUCAGACACCGUGGCACCAACAAGGAGCAGGGCACCACUGGCUCCUAAUCAUGUGCAGGAGGUUCGCCUACACCGGGUGGAGUCCAUCAGCGAUCUGCACAGUGGAGGUUCACUGUGGCCCUACCUGGCCGAGGAGGCGCAGCCAUGGGAUGAGCUGCUGGGCAUCCUGCCUCCAUCGAUGUGCGCCCAGACCGGCUGCAGCCCCGCGCACAGCCGCGGCAGCUUCCUGCUGCUGCUGGCGCUGCUGGUGCUCACCUGCCUGGCACUGGCUGUCCUGGCCGUCUACCUGAGUGUGCUGCAGAGCGAAUCCCUACGCGUGCUGGUGCACACACUGCGAACGCAGGAGGAAAUGCUGCUCAAACUCCGGCUCGCCAGCCUCAGCCAGCUGCGGAGGCUCAACUCGACUGAGGCCCGAGCACCCAGUUGAGAUGCCACUUGGACCUGGGGCCUGGGGGUAUGUGUAGGGGGGAAUAAAGUGGCCAUUGGUAGCUUUCCCCUCUCCCACUACUGCUCCACAUUACUUCCUUGGUGAGGUUUUCAUAUAAGAGCCUGAUCUGACCCCGCAGCUGCCUGCCUUUCUUGCCUUCUCCAGAUAGCAGGUUCAGAAGUCUAAAAAUAGCUGCCCACCCUGGUCACCCAAAAACUCUGCCAGGCCUCCCAGUGGGGGGUCCAGCCUCAGCUCUCAAAAGACAGGCUGGGCUCUGAGUAGGGGGAGGAGGGCCCCUGGGGAGAGAUUAUUUUGGAGGGCAAAGGUGAGAUGGAGAUAGGGAGGCCCAGCUGGGCCCAAGCCUGGGUUGGUGGAUAGGGAGGGCAGGCAGAAACACCCAGAAGCCAGGGCCACAGAAGGCUGCACAUUGUUUAAUUAAUUAUCUCUAAAAUCUUUAAAACUCAGCAUAUAAAUCCACUCCAGGUAGCCUCACCUCCCCCGCCCCAAAAGUGGGUCAUCCCAGGGGAGCAAGGCCUGAGAAAGGGACAGCCCUCUUCUGCCUGCCCCACAGCCCUGAGACAGGGCAGGAAGUGGCCACAGGGCUGGCGCAGGGGCAAAGCACGAAGGUCCCAAGUGGCCUGGCCUCCAGCCACCCACCCCCAUGUCUGUUUUUGGUUUUGUCAUUAAAAAAAUAAAGCGACAA